Belonocnema kinseyi is the source of this 605-nucleotide messenger RNA. RefSeq lists its product as uncharacterized. Bases 261 to 605 code for a protein of 114 amino acids. The transcript is spliced from 2 exons. The record is from RefSeq and is a predicted model, not a curated record. NCBI's taxonomy places the organism in Eukaryota, Metazoa, Arthropoda, Insecta, Hymenoptera, Cynipidae.
CUGACCGUUGGUAUUCAGAACAUGUGCGAGAGAGUCAGUAUUUACUUCAAAUCGUCAAAUGUUCCGAUCUUAAUUGCUGCAAACCAUCACGAAGUGCUUUGAAAUGCAUUUUGAAAGACAGAUUCCUGCCUCCACCAUUUACUCUCAAACAAACUACAAACAGCAUUGAAGCUACAGAUUUCAGCGCAGAGCAUCGAUUCACAUCAAUCCUAUUGAAUGGUUUUAUUAAUAUUAAGCUGAACUACGAUGGAAUCGGAGACAUGCCUUACGAUUUUUAUUGUCCUACUAUUAAAAAAGAUUUAAAUAGAAGAAUUUGUCAAAUUUGUGGUUUAUAUUUUACUAGUAAAAAAAAUGUUAAAACCCAUAAGCAGAACGUUCAUGGAAAAACAGUGUCUGCUCCCAAAAAAAUUCGCCCGUUUCGGAUAGUAACAAAACGAGGCCAGGAACUACUAGUCCAAAAAGACAAAGAAGCAGAGAAUGUUGAAUGGGUAGAUGUGGAUACCAUUGAAAAUCCGGAUGUGCCUAAUAAUGAUCCUCAAGACUGCACUAUGCCACAGAUUGAUAAUUUACAGUCGUGGAUGGAAAAUCCAUUUGAAGAAGAAUAA